Molecule: messenger RNA, 4454 nt
Organism: Fukomys damarensis (Damara mole-rat)
Lineage: Eukaryota; Metazoa; Chordata; Mammalia; Rodentia; Bathyergidae
Product: KIAA0753 ortholog
Exons: 19
Coding region: 197-3103 (968 amino acids)
Biological process (GO): protein localization to centrosome; centriole replication
Cellular component (GO): centriolar satellite
Source: RefSeq, a predicted model, not a curated record
GAGGGUGGUGGUAGGGCGGGGUUCCGGGAGCCGGUGCUACGGAAGCUUGUGCAGUUCAUAAUUCAUCUUCCUUGUCUUCCUGCUCCCGUUUUUCAGCUCUUUCAGGGCAAACUUUCCGACGUAAAUCAAGCUUGAAUGGUGCCAGUGAAUACUUGCUUGAUGACGAGGUCUUCACUGCUUUUCUACACUGUCUGAUAUGAUGGGACCAAGUCAACCAGCUUCCACCUGUGUUCACCUGACGUCCUGUACCCAAGUAGAUGGGACAAGUGACCCCAGGAAACUUCAGACCCAGAACCAGCUGCAGUUUAAUAGGAAUGUUCCUACACAUCCGAGCAACUUGGCUGUCCGAUAUUCUUGCCCACAUGCAAUUAGAAUUGAAAAACUGAAGCACUCAUAUAAUGAAUCAUAUUAUAAAGACUCAGAUUUUAGAGUUGGCCCUGACCUAAGCAGUUCUCUUUCAUUUUCUGUAAUAUCAGAAGAGAAACUUAGCUAUGCUGUCCACCUAGCCAAAAGAGAUGUAAAACGAAGACAAUUCGAAGAACUUAUAAAAGAACAUUAUCCCAGAAGUCAGCCCCAAAGUUCUCAGAAAUGUGGACAUACCAAGUAUAAAAUAUUUGACCACACAGAAAAGAAAGACUCAAAGAAUCAAGAAGUCCGUCAGUGUAGCCACCAGCCAUCUGAAGUAGGAAUUUCCAGCUCAGGUGCCAGAGUAUAUGUGUAUGCAUCUCAUCAUGAACAGCCAGAUCUUACCAUGCCAAAUUCGCCACCUACUCGUGAUCUAGAACCACAUCCACAGCCCAGGAUAAGUGACCACAAAAACUUAUGUGAACAGAAAAGCCUGCUAGAAGUUCAGCGACUCCAGAAAGAAUUGAGCAGUUGCAUCCAUAAAAUUGAAGAGGUAACUAAAAAAGGUAGACUAGAAGAAGCUUUGGAUCCUGAUGAAGAGCAGCGGAUCCGUGUCAGGAGACAGGAACAGACUGUUCGCUGUACCCGGAUGCUUUAUGUCCUCCAGCAACAGGUAAAAGAAAUCCAGGAGGAAUUGGAUAAGUUGAGUCCACAUAAAACUAAACACACUAAGAAGUCGUGGGCAGUUUCUAGGCUGGCAGCUGCCCAUCGAGGAGCCAUUCGGGCCUUACAGAUGUUUGUCACUCAAUUCACUGACCGAGGGGAGCACCCGGUUCCUGCUGGGUGUAGGGAACUGGGCAGUCUUAUUCGUCAGCUUUCACUUUGUUCUGCCAAGCUGGAUGCCAAUCCUUCCAUUCCUGAUGUGGUUAUAGAUAUCCUGCAACAAAUUGAGGCUUUGGAAUCUCUCCUGGAAAAGAAACUGUCACCAAAAAAGGUGAAGAAAUGUUUCAGUGGUAUUGAGAGCCGAUUUCCUAUUGGUAGCGAAAGGACCCUAGAAAAAUGGCCAAGGACAUUGCCAAAGAGUGAGAGGACACUCUGUGUAGCAAAGGAGACAUUUCCACAGGAAGCACGUCGACCUUUGGUGGCAAAGAAGCUUCUUGUUGAUAAGCGUCAGCCUGAUGCAGAGAUUCCAGUGACCCAGAGGUUGGAGAGUGAGCUUGAUGCAUUAGAUGUGGAUGUCCUUCCAGAAGAAGCCCCACUUAUUCCAGACCAAACUGUAAACUUCAAAGAUGAGGCAUUAGUCCUGGCAAAAACAGGAGCAAUGAAGAAGAAACCUAAGAUGGAAAGUGUGCCAUUUAGAAAGAAAGAUGCUCUGGAGCCAGCAAGACUACAGCAAGGACUUCACAAAACUGAAAGAAGUAGAGCAAGCCAAUCUCACAGCAAGAACAGGUUGCAUCAGAUGACAGUUUCAUCCAGAUUAAAAGUGAACCGACAGCCUAUGAGAGACCAUAGGGCUCCGUGGUUACCCUCAAACCCCACCUCCCCACCAGCAUCUCCUAAAUGUGCUGCAUGGCUAAAGGUGAAAUGUAGCCCCAGAGAUGCCACAGAAGAACAGUCUCUCCAGCAAGAAGGUGCUCCAGAGGAAAGUCAGCUGACGGGUGCCAUCGACCAUGAGGCAGCCAGGCUCACUUGGCUUGAUGCUGAGUCUUCUAAAAGACUGAAGGAACUAGAAGAUUUAAAAGCCAAAGAAAUGGGCAGAAUGCAAAAACAGAGGCUCGAGUGGCUUGACGCUGAAACUUCUAGGCGAACAAAGGAAUUGGAUAAAUUAAAAAGUGAAGAAAUCGAUAGAAUCCACAAACUAAGUGUUUCUGCUACCCAGUUUGCAGACAAAGUAGAGGCGGCAGUUCUGGAGCGUUUGAAGCCCCUCUUGGUCAAGGCCCAGAGAGUUAAUUCUUCUGUGGAAGCAAAUACUCAUUUGAAGGAUCAUCCAUCAUUGAACACAGCAGCAGCCCAGCCCGCAGAACAGAAUACUGCAGUUAAUUCUGAAUGCCACAGAAAAAGUCAUCAGCUGGAUGACUUUUUGGAAGACACUGCUCAUGAGCUCUGGGCUAUGACUCAUGAUAAGAACUUGGGGUCAAAAACCUUACACACCCUAGGGGCCAGUAAGGACAGCCCAGACCUGGAGACCAUGAUGCUCCGAAUGGAGGAAAUGGAAAAAUACCAGGAGACAGUUCGCCAAAGAUACAGUAAAAUUGUAUACGCUGAUCCUCAUUUAUGGAUGCAGGAAGAAAGAAAUGAUCAGAAAACCCCAGCAGUAAAUGAAAGGUCACUGCCUCCUCCUCUAAUCAGGAUCACAAAGGCAGCACUUGGCAAGGAUCCAGCAGUUACCAUCAUGUUAGAAAAGCCCUGCAAUGCCGAUUCCCUAGAUGAAAGUGUAGAAACAGAGAGAUCAGAGAGAAGAGAGACUCCCCUUCCCUCUGUUGCAGAAGACUCCCAGCAGAGGAAAGGCUGGACUCCCCUGUUUGUCCCACGCAGCAUGCAGCACAGCAUUGAUGACUACUGCAGCCGGUUUGAGCAGUACCUCCGGAUCAUAUCUCAUGAGGCUGUAGGCUCCUUCAACCCAUGGCUGAUAGCUGAAAGCUUUUCCGAAGAGCUGGUUGAUGAAGCCCUGGGGGCCGUGGCUGCGGAACUUCAGGAUGCAUGUGAAGACUACGCGGAAGCAGUGUUCACCUCAGAAUUCCUAGAGGCUGCUGCAUAAAGGCUGUCAACACAGGCCUCUCCUGUCACACUGGAGAAGGGCCCCCCCACUCUGCUGAGCCCACAGGAAACUGUCCUCAGCUGUCUGUCCAGGCCCAGAAGGUGGUGCCCUCGGAAUGAAGGAGAUGCCAGUGUGAUCUGUCUCACUGUGUCUUCUCUCAUCAUCACAGCAAUGCUUCUGGAAGCUUGUGAUGGGAUGUUUUAUUUUAUCAGUGCCCAGGAAACAUAAAUCAGUUAUGACAAUAUACUACUUACAAAAUGUACAAUUUUCCUAUUGAAAUAUUGUGUUCAUUUCUCUGGCUCAGACUGGUGAUCAAAAUGUUUUGAAAGGUAACAGAUAAACAUGUUUCACACAGGAUUCAAGGUGCUGUCAAACCAUAGUGGCAGUGACUCCAACACAAGUGUACUUCCUGUUCAUCCGGUCCCAGUGCCUGGCUCCUGAUUUCCAUCUUUGGCUGUGUCCUGUCAGGACACCUGUCCCUUCUGGAUUGGAGAUGCACACGGAGCAUAGACUUUGGUCCUGCUGCCAAACCUCUGUACUCAGGCGGCUAAAAAUAGCAACCCACUGGUGCACGGUGACACACACACCUUUCUUUAAGGUCCAGUCCCUGAAUGACUUUUCACAUUUUCAGUUCCUCAAAGUCUUAUUGCUGUAGGUUGACACAUUCUAGUAUAAAAAGCUUUCUCUGAAUUCAGAGGAAAAUAAAGGACAUGAAGAGAAGACCAGGCCUUCUCUAUUGGCCAGUAGAGGUAUGAAGUUCAGUCAGUCUCCCCAGAGACUAUCUCCUCACCACAGAGGACCCCCAGGUUGGAGAGGAGGAGACAGAGCUGGGUGGCACGAAGACCUGUGGGACUCCCCAAAGGAAGGAAGACACUUAAGAACCAUGGCGGCUCUGAUAUCUUAGAGGUCAUGGUAUCAAGGGAGAAGCCUCUGUUUUUAGAAACUCUGAAUUUAGAAAAAGAAAAAGAAUGUGCACAAAAAUAAGGCCCCUGCCUGGAAAAAGUUUCCCUUAAUUGUUUGCCUUAGGCUUGGUGAAAGAACUGUGAAGAACGGACUGCACAAGACAGACCCCAGGGAAUAAUGGAAAUCUUGUUCUGACACAGUGUUUUCUUUUGGGAUCAUUUCUGAAAUACGGGUAUUUCAGGUGACACUUUAAACUGCUUGGUUGUAUGUAUUUAUGAAAAAUUGAUUUUCAUUUGAUGUUAAUGUUUUCCUGCUUAGUUUUAUAGAACUUCAAGAUGUAAAGAGCUUGAAGAGAAUUAUAGGUCUUUAAUCUGGAGAAUUAAAUAUUUGUACUUGAACUGAGAAGAGACCUGUCAUUGUUAGUCAAAAGUAAUUUGUAUGGCAGUUC